This is a messenger RNA of Blumeria graminis f. sp. triticale, 4623 nucleotides long. The record is from the annotation of a GenBank genome assembly. Lineage: Eukaryota; Fungi; Ascomycota; Leotiomycetes; Helotiales; Erysiphaceae.
AUGGCUCUGGACGCGUCUGCUCAGCAGCUUCUCUACGAAACGGGCUCUCUCACUGGCUAUCGUGCUUCAGAUGGCGAACUCGGCAGUCACUAUCUUUCUAGUACCUUUAAUGUUGAACAUUCAUUUUGUGGGAACUUGGAAGGCUGGGGCCCAUUAUCUCCCUAUCGAUAUGAUUUUACUCCAUGUUUUAUGGAUGUGUGGGUAGGCAUUGUCGCAAUUUAUGGCAUCUCAUUCGGUGCCUUGGCAGUAUUUUGGCUUUAUAACAGGAAAGAAACGAAAGAAGUCCAAAAGGAUUGGCAUUUUUGGACCAAACAAAUUAUUAUCAUCGCAAUAGGAUUUUCAAUAUUAUUUCAGCUGGUAUGUCAGUCAAUUACAGACACUGAUAUCUGGCUCGGCGAUUUUCGGGUAUGGACUAGUGUGUUCACCAUAGCAAGCUUAAUAGUUAUUUUCACAAAUCAAUGGCUUGAACAUACGCGACUACGUAAUCCAAAUGGCGUCGUCCUAUUCUACUGGCUCCUGCUCAUUAUAGCUUAUUCCGUUAAGUUACGUUCCUUGAUCAGCCAAAAAGUAUACGCACAUUCAACCUCUUAUUUCACGGCAUACUGUGUGGGCUACGUAUUGAGCUGCAUUGAGUUCGGGCUGGAAUGGCUAGUACCUAAGAAAAAAAGUGCAUACCAUCAGAUCGGAGACGAAGACGAAUGCCCAGUUGAGUAUGCAACGGUUUUCAGCAUUCUUACCUUCAGCUGGAUGACGCCUUUGAUGCGGGCUGGCUAUUCCAAAUUCCUGACAGAGGAUGAUCUUUGGAAUCUAGCCCGUAGAGACACUGCUCGGGCAACAGGGGAUGCAUUUCAACGCGCUUGGAAACACGAGCUCAGGAAAAAAAAGCCUAGCCUAUGGCGAUCUAUCAUUCGCGCUUUCUGUGGACCAUACCUUAGAGGAGCUUUGUUCAAGGUAGUAUCGGAUUCCCUGGCGUUUAUACAGCCACAAUUAUUAAGGUUAUUAAUUGCUUUUGUUAAGUCCUAUCGCGAAGAUAAUACAGAAGCGCCACAGCCUGUUGUUCGCGGUGCAGCAAUCGCUUUUGCAAUGUUUGCUGUAAGCAUUGGACAAACGAUUGCUUUACACCAGUACUUUCAAAGAGCAUUUGGAACUGGGAUGCGGAUCAAGUCUGCUUUGACUUCCGCCAUUUACAGCAAAAGCUUAAGGCUCUCAAAUGAAGGCCGCGCAAGUAAAAACACUGGAGAUAUUGUCAACUACAUGGCUGUCGAUACACAGAGACUCGAAGAUCUUACACAGUAUGGCCAACAAAUCUGGAGUGCACCAUUUCAAAUUAUACUUUGUAGUAUCAGUAUAUAUAAUUUAGUUGGGCUAAGCAUGUUUGCUGGUCUCAGUACCAUGAUUAUGAUGAUCCCCAUUAAUUGGCUCAUCUCCAGAAUGAUGAAGACUCUGCAGAAGAAACAAAUGAAAAACAAGGAUUCACGUACUAGGCUGAUAGCAGAGAUCAUCAACAAUAUGAAAAGUAUAAAGCUUUACGCUUGGGGUAGUGCUUUUAUGCAGAAACUAAACUUUAUCCGAAAUGAUCAGGAACUUAAGAUUUUGAGGAAAAUUGGUGCUGCUCAGGCAGUUGCUAACUUUACCUGGUCAACGACACCCUUUCUAGUUUCUUGCGCAACCUUUACUGUGUUCGUACUCACUUCUGAUAGACCUUUGACCACAGACUUGGUUUUCCCGGCCUUGACCCUGUUUAAUUUGUUAACAUUUCCCUUGGCGAUGCUUCCUAUGGUCAUAACUUCUAUCAUCGAAGCGUCUGUAGCUGUUGGCCGACUUACUGAAUUUCUCACCACUGAAGAGCUACAGAGUGAUGCAGUCAUUAUCCGUGACGCAAUAGAAGAAAACGGCGAAGAAUCAGUAUCAGUUCGUGACGGCUCAUUUUCCUGGGACAGGCAUUCUGAUCGUCAUGUACUCGAGGAUAUCAAUUUUACAGCGUCUAAAGGCGAGCUCACUUGCAUUGUUGGUCGAGUUGGAGCAGGAAAAUCAUCGCUCCUUCAAGCCCUCCUCGGAGAUCUGUGGAAAGUCAAGGGAGAAGUUGUUUUAUACGGAAAGACAGCAUACGUAGCCCAACAAUCUUGGAUUAUGAAUGCUACGGUGAAAGAAAAUAUCCUCUUUGGUCAUCGAUUAGAUCAAGACUUUUAUGAAAAAACGAUUAAUGCAUGCGCUCUCGUGAAAGAUUUUGCCCAACUACCUGAUGGCGACGACACGCUAGUGGGAGAGAGAGGUAUCUCACUGAGUGGCGGACAAAAGGCUCGUCUCACUCUGGCCAGGGCUGUUUACGCUAGGGCUGACAUAUAUUUGCUUGAUGAUUGUUUAUCAGCUGUUGAUCAACAUGUUGGUAGGCAAUUGAUAGAUAAUGUUCUCGGACCAAGUGGACUACUAAGCGGCCGCACGAAAAUACUGGCUACGAAUUCAAUUCCUGUCUUAAUGGAAGCAGACUUUAUUUACCUUCUUCGUGAGGGCAGAAUGAUAGAGCGUGGUACUUAUGAUCAACUGAUGGCCAUGAAAGGUGAAAUAUCGAGCCUUAUUAAGGCAUCUGGGAACCACGAGAAUUCGAGACAAUCUUCGGAACAGUCCUCUAAUAUAACAUCAACCGUUGUUUCUGAUGAUAAUGACGAUGAUGAUAAAACUUGUCAAUUUUAUGGGCAAAAAUCAGGUCUUCAGGCAACUCGGUCUAACUUCAAAAGACGCAAAGGAAGUGCAUCAACAUUAGGACAAGCUAGUAACGCAAGCGUCAAAGCGCAACGUGGGAAAAUUCAGGAUGAAGAAAGUAACAAGAUAAUCAAACAGAAUAGAGAGUUUACGGAGCAAGGGAAGGUCAAAUGGGAUGUCUAUACCGAGUACGCAAAGACGAGUAAUUUAUAUGCAGUGUGCACGUAUGGUCUCAUGUUGAUUGGGGGACAGACGGCACAGAUCGCGGGCAACUUCUGGCUCAAAAAAUGGGCUGAAACUAAUGAUGAGCAACGAACUAAUUCGAACGUUGGAAAAUACAUUGGUGUUUAUUUUACGCUCGGAAUCACUGGUGCGAUGUUAGUAGUUGUGCAGACACUAAUCCUUUGGAUCUUCUGCUCCAUCGAGGCUUCAAGAAAACUUCAUGAAAGAAUGGCCUUUGCGAUUUUUAGGUCACCAAUGAGCUUCUUUGAGACCACUCCUGCAGGACGUAUUCUUAACCGAUUCUCAAGCGAUAUUUAUCGCGUAGACGAGGUACUCGCCAGGACGUUUAAUAUGUUAUUUGUCAAUACCGCGAGGGCCCUAUUCACCCUUGCUGUUAUUUCAUCGAGCACACCAGGCUUUGUCGCCUUGGUUAUACCAUUAUCAUUUGUCUACUAUUGGAUUCAGCGAUACUACCUCCGGACAUCUCGAGAGCUAAAAAGACUCGACAGUGUAAGUAGAAGCCCGAUUUACGCACACUUCCAGGAAUCUCUCGGUGGUAUCUCAACAAUUCGGGCCUAUCGCCAACAAGAACGAUUCGCUCAAGAGAAUGAAUAUAGGGUCGAUGCAAAUCUUCGAGCUUACUAUCCCUCAAUCAACGCAAAUAGAUGGCUUGCCGUACGCCUCGAAUCAAUCGGGUCCAUAAUUAUUUUUAGCGCUGCAAGUUUCUCUAUAUUUUCUGUUGUUUCAGGUAAUAGAUUGACGGACGGAAUGGUCGGUCUAGCCAUGUCUUAUGCCCUUCAGAUUACACAAUCGCUUAAUUGGAUUGUACGUCAGACAGUCGAAGUUGAAACAAAUAUUGUUUCUGUUGAAAGGAUCCUAGAAUACGGAAGAUUACCAAGCGAGGCACCCGAAGUGAUUCACCGCCAUCGGCCUCCAGUCAGCUGGCCCGCUUCAGGCGCAGUACAAUUCAAGAACUUCAGCACUAGAUACCGUGAGGGCCUAGACCUUGUUCUCAAAGACAUUAACGUUGAUAUCAAACCUCACGAAAAAAUUGGUGUCGUUGGCCGCACUGGAGCUGGGAAAAGCUCGCUAACCCUAGCUCUUUUCCGCAUUAUCGAACCGAGUGAAGGAAAUAUAGCUUUAGACGAGCUGAACACUUCUACUAUUGGUCUCCUUGACCUUAGGCGUCGCUUGGCUAUUAUUCCCCAAGACGCAGCUCUCUUUGAAGGGACAGUAAGAGAUAACCUUGAUCCAGGACAUAUUCACGAUGAUACAGAAUUGUGGAGCGUUCUUGAUCACGCCAGACUGAAAGAUCACAUUGCCAGUUUGGAAGGUAGUCUCGAAGCCAAAAUACAAGAAGGGGGAAGUAACCUCUCUCAAGGCCAGCGUCAACUUGUCUCCUUGGCUCGCGCUUUGCUAGCGCCAUCAAAUAUACUCGUCCUUGACGAAGCCACGGCUGCCGUCGAUGUGGAAACAGACGCCCUACUUCAGGCAACUUUACGAAGUCCAAUGUUCAGUAAGCGGACUAUCAUCACUAUAGCUCAUCGAAUCAAUACUAUCUUAGAUAGCGAUCGUAUAAUUGUGUUGGAUUCUGGACGAGUCUUAGAAUUUGACACACCAAAAAAACUCUUAGAGAAGAAGGAUGGAUUAUUUCGGAGUCUAGUCAUGGAGGCUGGUCUCCUAGAAAGUCUAACAACUUAG